This is a messenger RNA of Diachasma alloeum, 2620 nucleotides long. RefSeq lists its product as uncharacterized. The transcript has 7 exons. NCBI's taxonomy places the organism in Eukaryota, Metazoa, Arthropoda, Insecta, Hymenoptera, Braconidae. The record is from RefSeq and is a predicted model, not a curated record. Bases 296 to 1729 code for a protein of 477 amino acids.
GGUAACCGUCGAGGGAUCGAAACUUUCUAUCCAAGAGAAAGCGGUAGAACGAUAUGGCUCUAUCACUUGUGCUUUCAGUGGUAAAGGAAUCCCUCAUUCAUAUCUAAUAUACCAUAAACGGACUUGAAAAAUUGAAAAGUUGGAGAAAUUGACUUGGGUUCAGCUGAGUCCCCCCCAGGAAUCAGACGAUGUCUAUAUUCUUCGUCUGAGUGAUUUCGUCGACGUAAAAUGUCAAGCAUCAAGUGGAAAACAAUGGCACAGCGUGCUUGCUGGAGUAAAACAAGACGAAAACGUCAUGAAAUCGACAUCAUGGGAAAAUGUUCCAGCCACUGGAAUGAAGCUGAACGUUCUUAUGUUCGGUUUCGACUCACUCUCUCGUAACACCUUCAUUCGAAAGCUGCCAAAGACUUAUCACUACUUGAAACAGAAUCUGAACACUCAAGUGCUUGAGGGCUACAACAUCAUAGGGGAUGGCACUCCGCAAGCUCUCAUCCCCAUUUUAACUGGAAAAAUCGAGUUGGAGUUGCCAGAGACACGAAAACGUAUGGGCCCAAAGGCGAAUCAUGUCGACGUCUACCCUCUUAUCUGGAAGGAGUACAAGAACAACGGAUAUAUCACUGGGUUCAUGGAGGAUGUUCAUCACAUAGGGACUUUCACUUACAGAUUGAAAGGUUUCGACCAGCAACCCACCGAUCACUAUAUGAGGACUUUUUAUCUCGCUGCAUCUCCAUUCUUCAGAAAUUCUAAGAAAUUUUGUUUGGGAGGAAUUCCUAGGCAUAUGCUGAUGUUAAACUACAUUAAAAACAUCUUCAAUGUUUAUCGAGACAAACCGAAGUUUGUGUUUGGAUUCCACGGAGAAUUAUCUCAUGAUUCUUACAACGACAUUGGAGUGGCUGAUAAUGAUCUCUAUCAGUGGGUGAAGGAUUUGCAGGAGCAAGGACAUCUGAAUAACACGAUUCUGAUUUUGAUGAGUGAUCAUGGUCACAGAUUUGCAGAGAUCAGGAAUACUUUGGCAGGAAAACAAGAGGAACGUCUCCCCUUCUUCUCCUUCACAUUCCCUCCCUGGUUCAAGCAAGUCCAUCCUGCCGCCUACGCUAACUUUGUCUACAACACUCGACAUUUAACAACUCCUUUCGAUGUUCACAAAACACUCCAGAGCAUUUUAAAAAUGACAACUCCAAAGGCGGGUGAUCUCAGCCAACGUGAUAUUAGUUUAUUUGACGAAAUUCCAUUAGAAAGGACCUGCGCUGAUGCUUUUAUCGAGCCCCAUUGGUGUGCCUGCCUGGGCUGGGAAGAAUUAUCAACGAUUAAUUCUACUGUUACCACUGCUGCCAAAAGUUUCAUCAAGUUCCUUAAUUCUUAUACUGAGGAGCAUCGAGAUAUAUGUGAAAUGCUGAAGUUGGAUCAGAUCUUGUGGGCUGCUAGACUCAUUCCAACGAAAGGAUUGCUAAAGUUUCGACAAUCAGGGGAUAAAGACGGUUUUAUCGGCGACUUUAGUGCAAAAACUCGCCUAACACAUGAGAUAUACCAAUUAAAAGUGAGAACCCAGCCUGGUGGUGGUCUCUUCGAGGCCAGCAUCGAUCAUGACGUCGAAAGUAACACGUUCAGUACAAAGAUAACUCACGUCAGCAGGAUAAACAAGUACGGAUCCCAAGCAAGAUGCGUCGAAAAUGAGUUCCAUCACUUACGUAAAUACUGCUACUGCAAAGAUUGGACUUCGCCAGUAUAAGUGUCACAAUUACGAGAAUAAAUUUAUCAGUAAAGUGGUGAAAUUCGAGUGGUCCAAAAUGACAGUUGUUUUUGCAAAUAUUUCUGAAAGUAAUAGCUCCGCAGAUUACUGUAGAGGAAUUUUAUUUUCUCGACCACGAAAUUUUGUACAAAAAGGCCUAAAGCGUAGAAUUCUGCUGACAGGUUGUAGCACCGAUAAUUGUUGAUCAUGGGUAAAAGUAGUAUUAAUCAUAUGUAAAUAACCGGUUUGUCAGUUCCCGAAUUCUGGUGAAAUGUAGUGGACCGCUACAUAUUGAUACUUUUCUCAUUUCCUUCCUUCCAAAGAUAUUUGCGAAAUAAUCUGUAAAUCUGUUUGAAACUAAUUUUAUGUUCUCUACCACUUCACUAUUCAGUAAUUAUUCGAAUGUGCUGUGAUUAUGUAAUAUAUUAAGUACAAUUAACAGAUGGUUCUACGUGCCAAUUCAAUUUUUUUUACAACUGCGAUAUUUUUUCCUUUCUUCUACUCAAUUCAGGGGAGAAAAAAUGUGAGUGUUAUUACUUGUCUCAAUAGAUCUCAAGACGUUCCAUAAAGUAAUUUCAAAACCAAAGUAAACUAGUGAAAUACUUGAGGAAAAGUGAGGUAUUCAUAGUAUUAAUUCUUUACUUAAUUUGAUUUAAUUCAUUUAGUUUAACUGGAUUUAAUUGAAAUCCUCGAAUCAUGUGGUCGGUCUCUCUCAAUAGUCAUUGUCAUUUUAAUGUAACAAUUCUGCAGUGUUGACAUGAUACUGAAGUGCACAAAAACAUUAAUUUAAGAUCAACAGCAUACAAUAAUGAUAAGAAUGAUUGUUGUAAUAAAAAUUUUAUUGUGAAAAAAUAAUUUUGACUAUUAUUAAUAAAUUGAGGAUUAUUUUCA